This is a messenger RNA of Ylistrum balloti, 4559 nucleotides long. RefSeq names its product DNA polymerase subunit gamma-1-like. Gene Ontology annotation, molecular function: DNA binding; 3'-5' exonuclease activity; DNA-directed DNA polymerase activity. The transcript is spliced from 23 exons. Gene Ontology annotation, cellular component: gamma DNA polymerase complex; mitochondrion. Bases 1 to 3603 code for a protein of 1200 amino acids. Gene Ontology annotation, biological process: mitochondrial DNA replication. The record is from RefSeq and is a predicted model, not a curated record. Lineage: Eukaryota; Metazoa; Mollusca; Bivalvia; Pectinida; Pectinidae.
AUGCAGGGUACACAGAAAAUGGUCCCAUCAUUGAUGGGUCAGGUCCACCUCACCCUUUGUAAACAAAAACACAGGUCACUGGGGAAACACUGGGGAUCAAAGGUUAAAAGACAAACUUUCCAUUUCAACCCUUGUAGACCAUUACAUGUGGGAAACACAAAUUUGUGCAAUGAUCAUGAGACUAUUAGGAAAAAUGAGAUUGGUAUUCAAAUGUUAUCUCCUAGCCUUCGUGAACAACUGUUUGGUAAAGAAGUUGAACAACAUUCUGUGGAUAAUGAAAAUGGUAAUGCCUCUCCUGUUAUGAAGAAGGUAAAAAAACAUUUGUCUGAUCACGAUUUAUGGGGAAGAGAGUCUACAAUUUUACCAGAUAUUGAUCUUAAGAUCCCUGAGUUGAAAGGUGAUAAUAUAGCAGAACAUAUGGAAAAUCUAGCUCGACAGCAGGUGGAAGGAUACCACGAAUUGGCCAGUCUUAUAGCUAACCCUAACUUCAGAUUUCCUCCUAAACCUGAGACCUGGUUAAUGUCAUCAGGCUGGACAAAAUAUGACAGUGAUACUGGCAAGGCAGUGAAAGUUGACAUCCCUGAAGAGAACAUCCUUAUAUUUGAUGUAGAAGUCCUAGUUCCAGAAGGAAAUUACCCAACCAUGGCUACUGCUGUAUCCCCUAGACAUUGGUAUUCCUGGUGUAGUGACUUAGUGUUGAAGGACCGUUACCGUUGGACCAAAGUGCCAAAUCUGUCGGACCUUAUCCCUCUCGAGUCUGAACCUGGUGUCAAUGGUCAGUCUCCAAAGGAAUGGCCACAACGACUCGUCAUUGGUCACAAUGUUGGCUUUGAUAGAUCAUAUGUGAGAGAGCAGUAUUACAUAGAGAAAUCAAAACUUCGGUUUUUGGACACUAUGUCAAUGCACAUUGCUAUUUGUGGCCAGACAACAUACCAGAGAAUUCUGUACCAGGCAACAAAUAAAGGCAGCCAACGAAAGGAAGUACGCGAACACACAGCCCGCACCAAACAUAUGCAGGUGGAAGAUGAGUGGAAGAUGGUCAGCACACUAAACAACUUAAACGAUGUCCAUAAACUUCAUGUUGGUGGAGAUGACUUGAAGAAAGAGACCAGGGACGUUUUUGUGAAGGGGACGAUGCAAGAUGUGCGAUCACAAUUUCAGGAGUUGAUGGAAUACUGUGCCAGUGAUGUUGUCGCCACAACAAAAGUUUUUCAGAAAUUGUAUCCUGAGUACUUAAGAAGAUUUCCACAUCCUGUAACCAUGGCUGGAAUGAUGGAGAUGGGAACCUCCUACCUGCCUGUCAAUCAGAACUGGGGACGCUACAUUGAUGAAUCCAACAACAUCUACAAUGACCUGCAGAGAGAGCUUAAACUGCUCCUGAUGAAACUAGCAGAUGAGGCAUGUCAUCUUAUGCACAGCCAAGAGUACAAACAUGAUCCUUGGCUAUGGGAUCUUGACUGGAGUGUGGCCAACAUCAAAAUGAAUAUGAAGAAGAAAGCUUUGAAGAAAGAUAAAAAACAGGUCAGCAUCUCAUGCUUGGCUGUUGACAAAAAACUGGUCUUUCAGGAGGAAGUAGAAGAUGACAUAGAUGAAAUCAUUGCCAGAACCUACGCCACGAAAAGUAGAAUCCCAAAGAGACCAGUGCAUGCACCAGGCUACCCUAACUGGUAUCGUGAUUUGUGCCCCAAGAAUUCUGCCCCUGGCUGGAGUGUCGGCCCAUCCCUCAUCAGCACCCUGGUCAGGGUCACACCCAAACUGAUGAGGAUGACUUGGGAUGGCUACCCUCUUCACUACAGUGACAAGUAUGGCUGGGGUUAUCUUGUGCCUGAUCAGGAAAAAGCAGCCAUGGACUUGCAAGAACUAGACACAGCACAAGAGGAAGGGAAGCCAAGAUUUCCUAUAGAGUCAGUGUUCAAGCUGUGUGGGAUAUCAAAAGACUCAGAAAAGAAUGAGGUCCUGAAGGACUUUGAAAAUAAGAUGGACUCUGUGAUGAAGGAUGCAGCUGUGGAUUUAGAUUGGGAUGAACGGGCUCGCCAUUUAGACAAAGCUAAUAUCAAACGAGAAAGACGUCAUUCCGUCAUACGUGAUCGGGAAAAAGGAAUCAUCCUGGAGCCGAUGGAAGAUGAGAGAGUACCAGGAUGUCAUUUCAUUCCACUCCCACACAAGAAUGGUAAAGGCAAUCGUGUUGGGAACCCACUGGCACGUGACUAUCUUAGUAAAAUUGAGGAGGGGACAUUGAAGGCCUUGUCUGGUACAAGUGCUCAGCGCAUUCUCACACUCGGCAGCAUGUCGUCCUAUUGGAAGAACAAUAUGAAGAGAAUUGAGAGUCAGAUGGCCCUUGGUCUAACAUCAUCUGACCUGCCGGAUUCCAUCACCAGUAAAACAGAAUAUGAUGAGAUGGAUUUCCUUGGUGCUAUUGUUCCACGGAUUGUCCCCGCAGGAACCAUCACCAGACGAGCUGUAGAACAAACAUGGCUGACUGCCAGUAAUGCCUAUCCAGAUCGUGUUGGCAGCGAGCUUAAGGCAAUGAUACAGACCCCACCAGGAUACAAAUUUGUAGGUGCUGAUGUGGACUCUGAGGAGCUCUGGAUAGCAGCUCUCAUAGGGGAUGCACAUGCUAAAAUUCAUGGAUGUACUGCAUUUGGCUGGAUGACUCUGCAGGGUAAGAAAAGUGACAAGACAGACCUACAUAGUAAGACAGCCGACACUGUGGGGAUCAGUCGAGAUCAUGCCAAGAUCUUCAAUUAUGGGCGCAUUUAUGGAGCUGGCAGGAUGUUUGCCCAGCGUUUGUUAAUGCAGUUCAAUCACAGGUUGACAGAGGUGGAAGCCACAAAGAAGGCAAACAUAAUGUAUACCACCACAAAAGGCAAACGAAUGAAGGCAUUACAUGAAAAUGAAGAUGGGGGCCUUUUUUAUAAGUGGAUGUGGGCAGGUGGCAGUGAGAGUGAAAUGUUUAACCAGCUAGAAGCCAUAGCGACCAGCAACAAUCCAACUACUCCUGUCUUAGGCUGUCACAUCAGUAAAGCCUUGGAGCCCAAGUAUGUUGGUGAUGAUUUUAUGACAAGUCGUGUGAACUGGGUCGUACAGAGUUCUGCGGUAGAUUACCUUCAUCUGAUGCUUGUGUGUAUGCGAUGGCUGAUUGACGAGUACGAUAUUGAUGCUCGUUUCUCCAUCAGUAUCCAUGAUGAAGUGCGUUACCUGGUAGCAGAAAAGGACAAAUAUCGUGCUGCGCUGGCAUUACAAAUCACCAAUCUCCUCACACGUUCCAUGUUUGCAUAUAAACUUGGAAUGAAUGAUCUUCCUAGGUCUGUGGCAUUCUUCAGUGCUGUGGACAUAGACACCUGUAUGAGGAAGGAGGUGAUGUUGGAUUGUAGAACGCCAUCAAACCCUCAAGGAAUGGAGAUGGGUUACGGUGUGAUGAAUGGUGAGGCACUUGACAUUUUGGAAAUACUUGAGAAAACUGAUGGUGGUUGUCUAACCUCAAACCCAGAGACGGGAACAAUGACUGAUGGUGGCUGUCUAACAGCAAACCCAGAGACAGGAACAAUGACUGCUGAUAAUGAUGAUACAAUCCUGGAAAGACAAGCAUCUAAUGCGAUUUGAACCUGCUGUCCUUUCAUGGACUGAUAUCUUGUUUUUGAUCAUUUAGGGGAAUGACAUCUCAGCAUUUUUACCACUUUUGUGUUCAGCUGCUGGCGUCUCAAUCUGUCAAAGAAUCACUGGAGAUGCUGUUUUGAAAUAGCAUUCAUAUAAUGUUUUAGAAUCAAAAGCAUAUUAUUUUACACUUUUUUUGUUAUCUCUUGUUUUACAUCAUCCUUCCGUCAUCACACAUACAUGUACCAGGACCACUGACUAUGUUUUCAGUACACAUAGUAAUACUUUUCACAUACUCUUUAUUGUCAGAAAUUGUAUACAUUUAUAUCUGAGUGGUGUCAGCUUACUCUGUUCCAGCCGACUUGGAUCCGAUAAGAUACCAGGAAAGAGAAUUCUAACUUUAUGUGAAAGGUUAUUAAAAAUCACCUUGAAUGAGCUUUCAGGCUAACAUUAAGGCCAGUUUGUUAUUAUUAUGUUGAUGUAACAGCAUAUUUGAUUGAAUUAAGUUCAAUAUAUUGAUCACAUGCCAGGCUGAUAAAACAUGGGGUUGUAUGUUCAUGAUUGAGUCACCCCUAUUCAGAGCCUCUUUUAAAAUCAGCUGGAAGUAGAGGUUUUUGCCUGUGUGUUUCAAAUUCAAACAAAACUACAAACAAACAGAUGAAGAAUUGGUGAUCCAAUGUUUAUAAAAAAAAUUAGUCUCCGUUUUCAAUACCGGUGUAAUGAAGAAUUGAUGGUCCUGGUUACAGUGCAACCAUGUUGUCUUCCGUCCAUCAGCAUUUUUAUUUCUAAAGAUUUUCUUAGAAACCAGAAGCUAAAAUUCUUCCAUAGGAAUUUUAUCAUCCUUGUAACCGUUAAAUAAACAUGCAGGUGAUGGGUGUUAAAGGUCAAGGUCAGACUCCAAGCUCUUAUUAAAGUCGUAGACAAAUGAAAUUUUCAUUCCAUUAUGAAGCCAAAUUUGGUUGAAA